This is a messenger RNA of Patella vulgata (common limpet), 1328 nucleotides long. Its product is annotated as glyoxylate reductase/hydroxypyruvate reductase. The transcript has 3 exons. Gene Ontology annotation, cellular component: cytosol. Lineage: Eukaryota; Metazoa; Mollusca; Gastropoda; Patellidae. The coding region runs from base 87 to 1154 and encodes 355 amino acids. The record is from RefSeq and is a predicted model, not a curated record. Gene Ontology annotation, molecular function: hydroxypyruvate reductase [NAD(P)H] activity; hydroxypyruvate reductase (NADH) activity; NAD binding.
AACAUUCGAGAAGAUAAAUAUGAAGUCCUAGCUGAAUGUAUAUCAUGUCUGAUAACAUCCAGAUUACCUUUAGAUGACAACAAAGUAUGACUUCGCCUAGUUUAUGUAGGUUAAGAAAUUUUUUGAUAAGAGUGAAUACCAGUAUAUCGAGUAGUUGUCACCAAAACACAAGGAAAAUGAGCAGUGUAAAGCCGUCAGUCUAUGUGACUCGCAGAGUUCCAUUACCAGGCAAGGAAAUAUUAGCAUCAGAGUGUAAUGUAACACAAUGGGAUCAAGACGACCCAGUACCAAGAGACGAACUGUUACGGCAAGUGAAAGGAAAAGAUGGUAUAUUUUGUCUUCUCACCGAGAAAAUAGAUGAAGAAUUAAUUUUAGCUGCAGGACCACAGUUAAAGGUUGUUGGUACAAUGUCAGUAGGAUAUGAUCAUGUUGAUUUAGCAGCUUGCAAAAAACACAAUAUUAAAGUAGGAUUUACACCGGGUGUGUUAACUAAUGCUGUCGCAGAAUUAACUGUUGCUCUUCUACUUACAACUAGCAGACGACUCAAAGAAGCAAUGGCUGAAGUGGUAAAUGGUGGCUGGGGUACAUGGAAACCAUUGUGGCUAUGUGGUCAGGGACUUGAUGGAGCUACAGUUGGAAUUGUAGGAUUAGGUAGGAUUGGAUUAACAGUUGGAAAAUGCCUCAAACCUUUUGCUGUCCAAAAAUUUCUUUAUAGUGAUGCAUUUGAAAAUCCAGGUGCAGCAGAAAUUGGUGCCCAAAGGGUACCACUGGAUGAGCUUCUAGCUAAUUCUGAUUUUGUUUUAGCAUGUUGUGCUCUGACUCCAGAAACAAAAGAAAUGUUUAAUAAAGAUGUCUUUAAAAAGAUGAAAAAAAAUGCCAUAUUUAUUAACACCAGUCGGGGUGGAGUUGUUCAACAAGAUGAUUUAUAUGAUGCAUUGAAAUCUGGUGAAAUUGGUGCUGCAGGGUUAGAUGUGACAGUACCUGAGCCACUGCCCACCAAUAGUCCAUUACUGACACUAAAUAACUGUGUAAUUUUACCUCACAUUGCUAGUGCUACAGAUAAAUCCAGAAGUUCUAUGUCAGAAUUAACAGCAAAAAAUAUUCUAGCUGCUUUAAAUGGUGAAAAGAUGCCAACCGAAGUUCAAAUUAAUUGAAUAAAAAGUUUUCCCUUUAUAAUUAUUUACUGGUUUAAUGAUAUAUUCGAUGAGUAUGCUAUAGCAUUUAGAGUAGACCUAUUUUAUUUGUAAAUCAUAAACAUUGCUCUAGACUUAUACUCAACAAUUAGUGAUAAAUCAUUAAUUGAAUAGAUUAAACAGUUUUUCAGUGAU